Molecule: messenger RNA, 1876 nt
Organism: Neodiprion virginianus
Lineage: Eukaryota; Metazoa; Arthropoda; Insecta; Hymenoptera; Diprionidae
Product: NADH-ubiquinone oxidoreductase 49 kDa subunit-like
Exons: 4
Coding region: 56-1462 (468 amino acids)
Biological process (GO): mitochondrial electron transport, NADH to ubiquinone
Molecular function (GO): NADH dehydrogenase (ubiquinone) activity; NAD binding; quinone binding
Source: RefSeq, a predicted model, not a curated record
CAAGUUGCGCAGCAGACUACAGACAGCUGCAGACAGGUACAGGACGUGGGUAAACAUGGCCGCUGCGGUUCUGGGCACCGUCCUGAGAAAAUCUGCAGGAUUUCCUCUCGUGGGAAAAGGCUUGCUGAAAAAUGGAGCUGGCCUCUAUUUUAUCGACCAAAAGCGAGAUGCUCAUCAAUCUGGUAUCGAUAUGGAAUACCUAAAACAGUUCCAUGGUCCGGUAAUGUACCCGGAUGAAUACACGUCGCAGUAUCCGACGACCUAUAGAAUUGAACUGGAGCCACCUCGUGAACAGGUUAUUCAGAAUUCGUUUUUGAAUUUUGGGCCGCAACAUCCGGCAGCUCACGGUGUGCUACGUCUGGUGCUUGAACUUGACGCUGAAACCGUUAUAAGAUCUGAUCCUCACAUUGGACUGCUGCACCGUGGAACUGAGAAAUUGAUCGAAUAUAAAACCUACACCCAGGCUUUACCCUAUUUCGAUCGUCUCGAUUACGUCUCGAUGAUGUGCAACGAACAGUGCUACUCAUUGGCUGUUGAGAAAUUGCUUAACAUCGAUGUUCCAAUUCGCGCUAAGUACAUUCGUGUUCUUUUUGCUGAGAUCACCCGAAUUCUAAAUCAUAUUAUGGGUAUUGGUACUCAUGCGUUGGAUAUCGGAGCCCUGACUCCAUUUUUCUGGCUGUUCGAAGAGCGUGAGAAACUUAUGGAAUUUUACGAGCGUGUUAGUGGUGCCCGUAUGCACGCGGCCUAUAUUCGACCAGGUGGAGUUGCAUUGGACAUGCCAUUGGGUCUGAUGGAUGACAUCUAUGAGUUCGCUACUAAGUUUGCAGAAAGAUGUGAUGAAGUUGAAGAUCUCUUGACAGAGAACAGAAUCUGGGUAGCACGCACCGUAGACGUAGGUGUAGUUUCCUAUGAAGAUGCACUAAAUUGUGGAUUUAGUGGUGUCAUGCUGCGUGGUUCUGGAAUAAAAUGGGACCUACGAAAGUCGCAGCCGUAUGACGCUUAUCAUUUGGUUGACUUUGAUGUUCCCAUUGGAGUCAAAGGAGAUUGUUACGAUAGAUAUCUCUGCCGUGUGGAAGAAAUGCGUCAGUCUCUAAGAAUCAUUCAUCAGUGUUUGAAUCAGAUGCCUCCAGGUGAAAUCCGUACUGAUGAUGCGAAAAUCGCUCCACCACCUCGCUCGGAAAUGAAGUCCAGCAUGGAAGCACUCAUUCAUCAUUUCAAACUCUUCAGUCAGGGCUACCAGGUACCGCCUGGCGCUACUUAUACAGCAAUUGAAGCGCCAAAGGGAGAAUUUGGUGUGUAUCUUGUCAGCGAUGGCGGCAGCAAACCGUAUCGCUGUAAGAUCAAAGCGCCUGGUUUUGCUCACUUGGCUGCCCUAGAUAUGAUCGGGAAAAAACAUAUGUUGGCAGAUAUUGUGGCCAUCAUUGGUACACUGGAUGUAGUAUUUGGCGAGAUUGAUCGAUGAGUUAACUGAACUGGCAGUCGUGUAUAGACAUAUAGAAAUAUCGAAGCAGUGAAGCAUCUAAUUUAUGUACUUGAAUGAAUUCAAGUAUUGCGAAGAAAGAGUUAGAGGAAUCUCAAUAGUAAGGUUUUUAUAAGUAUAUUUAAAAUGUUAACGGCGUAUUAUUUCUCACGCGCCUUCUCUCAAUAAUAAUACCCGAUAUUAGAUCUGGAUCUUACAAGUAAUGACGAAAUUUUAUAUUUUGAAUCAGAACAGCUCGCGUUUGCAAUUACCUAUGUAUAAACAAAUUAACUCGCUGUGAAAUAUUUAAAAGAAGACGAAUUAAGAUUAUUGUUGCUGCAGGGUUUAGCCCCUCUAAAUGCUCUUCACAUCUUACAGUGUUGUUUUUAAACGAUUGAAUAAAUAUAUUACCAGUGA